UAUUCAAAUAAAAUCGAAAAUAUUCCAAACAUAUUUUCAAUAAAAAAAAAUAUUCGCAAACCUCUUCUUAAAAAAAAAAAUAAAUAACCCAAUACGCAAAAAGUAUUUAAAAAAUUAAUUCAGACAAUAUUAAACAGUAUUAUAAAAUAGAAAAAAAAAUUAACUUCAUGAGUGAGAUAUCAAACAACUGUGAAGAUAACAUCUUAUCGCCAACGAAAACCACCAAUAUCGAUGUGAGGCACUGCGUAAAGCCGGAAAAGAAGUAAUAUUUUCGUAGCCUCUUUGUUCGCAUGACUUCCCUGUGAUUUUCAUCAAAACGAAAAAAUUAUUGAUCGUCAAUAAAAAAAAAUAAAGCUUUGUUGCUCGCUUUAAAAGCUUCAAAUUCGUCGCUUGAAUCGUUCAUCAUGACAAACUCUCAGGUAUGGUUUCGUGGCAUCCGACCUUCGAAAUUCCGGCAUGUCUAUGGAGUUCCGUCGAAAAAGGAAGCCUGUUACACGGACAUCAGCAUGGUCAGAAGUGGCAAUGAUGGCAAUUUGUGUGCCGUUAAUCCGAAAUUUCUGGCUAUUGUGUCGGAAUCGGCUUUUGUGGUCAUUCCUAUGAACCUCACGGGACGCAUUGACUUCCAAUGUUGCAAAGUGAUUGGGCAUAAUGGUGCUGUAACGGAUCUCAAGUGGAAUCCCUUCAAUGAUAAUAUGAUUGCGUCUGGAUCAGAUGAUUGCACAAUUCGCAUCUGGUCCAUUCCCGAAGGAGGCUUAACUUCCAACCUAACGGAGAGCGUUGUCGAGUUAACGGGCCACAAACGCAAAAUUUUGCACAUUGAAUGGCACCCAACGGCAAGUGAUGUCAUCAUCAGUGCUGGUUUCGAUCACCUCAUCAUCGUCUGGGACAUUUCCAACUCCAACCAGAAUGCAAUUUUGAACGUCAUUAAUUGUCACAGCGACAUGAUUUACUGCUUGGCGAUCAACCGAGAUGGCUCUCUCAUUGCCACAACGUCGAAAGACAAACAAUUGCGCAUUAUUGAGCCCCGUUCUGGCAUCGUUGUGUCCGAAGCGCAAGCUCACGAAGGCACCAAAUGCUCCAAAGUUGUCUUUUUGGAGAAUAAUCGCGUCUUGACCACCGGAUUUUCGCGUCAUUCCGGUCGACAGUACGCUUUGUGGAACCAACAUGACUUGAAAAAACCCCUGAUCCGCGAAGAAAUCGACAAUUCCAGCGGGAUUCUCAUCCCGUACUACGAUCCCGAUACGCACAUGCUCUAUUUGGCGGGAAAAGGUGACGGCAAUAUCCGUUAUUACGAAGUCGUGGAUGAGGCACCGUACAUUUACUAUCUCAGUCAAUUCCUGUCGGGACAUCCGCAAAAGGCGCUCGGUGUUUUGCCGAAACGCGGCGUCAAUGUGGCACAAUGCGAGGUCUUUCGGUUCUACAAAUUGCAUGCAACGGGAAAUAUUUGCGAACCAAUUUCGAUGAUUGUGCCAAGAAAGUCGACACUUUUCCAGGCGGACCUGUAUCCGGAUACUUUGGCACCCGAAGCAGCUCUUACGGCGAAAGAAUGGUUCCAUACGAAGCGAAAUGCACAACCGACACUCAUGUCGAUGCACACGGGUCACACAACGCUCGACAUUGAGAACAAAACGUUGUACAAGGAGACAAAUAUCAUCCGGAAACCCUCGAUGCGCAAAAGUAUGGUCAUCAGUACGACCGAAAUCGAGGAGAAUCACGUCAAGGACAACAAGGAAAACGAGAAAAAUGUCAUUUUACGCACCAUCGACAACACUUCGAAGAAAUUUGAAUUCCUUUCGCGAUCCACAACCAUCGAUUAUCGUCCGCAACAGAUUACCGAUAAAAAUCAAAAAACAACUACAAACCAAAGCACAAAAUUCCAUCAGUUGCAGGCAAUUUUCGGCGAGAAGCAACCCGUCAAUGGCAUCACACAAAAUACCAAAGACAUUAACAAUUUGCAGAACAACCUACUGAGCAACGUCGAAAAAAACAACUCUCGUAACAGUUCGUUGGAGAAUUUGAACCAGAUGAACUCGGAAAAUGAGCUUCGCAAAGCCUACAUGAAACAGUCGGAUGAGGUAAAAAGCUUGCGUAAGUUGCUUAACUGCUCGGAGAAACGCAUCAAAGAACUCGAAUCGGAAGUGCGACGACUACAGAUUGCCGCGGCACGAAAGUAAAAAAUAAACGUGAAAGCUUGAAUUGCUGGCUUUUUGUGAUAUUUUAAAUGUAUGAAGAAGAAUCGUGGUAGAAUAAUUAGUUUCGUUACAGAAAAAAAAACGAAAAUUCAUCAGAAUCAUAGACCCGAAACGGUAGAAUAUUAUUAUUACUACGGGAUAAAUGUACAAUUAUUUUUUGUUUUUUAUCAAAAAUCAACGUUAAAAAAUUUAUUUUUAAUAUUUUCAACUUUUGUAAAAAAAAUAAUUUUUAAUUUCUCGAACAAAAUUUUAAACUUUAAAAAAAUAAAUAAAUUUUUUAAAAAUUUAACUCGCUUCUUAGCUUCUAUUCAAAAAAAAAAUUAGCUAAAAAACUGCUUAAAAUUUAAAACAUUUGUGAAUAAUCGAAAAAAUUGUGUAUUUUUGCAGAAAUAUAAUAAAAAAAUUUAACUAAACUGCCACUUACAUGUGAACGAAAAGGCUUUCCGUGAAGAAAGUUGGCGCAAAAUAAGCUUUUUUACAGUUAAAAUAAUUAAAAAUACUUAAAAAAAAUAAUUAUAAUCUAUAGUGAUAAGUUACGAAAUGUAUGGAAAAUAGAGAAUAAAGCAUGUAGCUCAAUGUAUAAUGUCGCGAA
Culicoides brevitarsis is the source of this 2784-nucleotide messenger RNA. Its product is annotated as coronin-1C-like. Gene Ontology annotation, molecular function: actin filament binding. The transcript is spliced from 6 exons. NCBI's taxonomy places the organism in Eukaryota, Metazoa, Arthropoda, Insecta, Diptera, Ceratopogonidae. The record is from RefSeq and is a predicted model, not a curated record. The coding region runs from base 405 to 2174 and encodes 589 amino acids.